UUCUGAGUUUUCAACAUGCAGAACCAAAAUCAAUCUUGAUCAGUUUGAUCUUCUUCGUCCUUUUCUUCAUUCGAAUUUCCUCUUUUCUGCUGUUUACGUAAUCGCUGACGAUUUCUUCACCAAUUGGUCCAAUCGUAUACACCAACCUCACUUAUAAAAGAUACCUUACAUUCUUCACCAAUCACUCAACACUCUCAAUACAGCCAUGGCUACCGAAAACGUGAACGAUGUUCUUCCCCCAAUUUUGGAUUCCUCGUCUGAACCGCCUUCAAUAUUUGAUGGAACUACUAGGCUUUACCUCAAUUACCAGUGUCCAUUUGCUCAACGUGUGUGGAUCGCGAGGAACUAUAAGGGAUUGCAAGAUAAAAUCAAAUUAGUUCCUAUUGAUCUUCAGAAUCGUCCAGCUUGGUACAAGGAGAAGGUUUAUCCAGAAAACAAGGUUCCGGCCCUGGAACACAAUGGUAAGAUUACUGGAGAAAGCCUUGACCUACUUAGGUAUUUGGAAAGUAACUUUGAAGGACCAGCUCUUUUACCUGAUGAUCCUGUCAAGCUUGAGUUUGCUGAAGAGCUGUUGACUUAUACUGACACAACAAAUAGAAUUGUGUAUACUUCUUUCAAGGGAGGCCCAACAGAUGAACUUGGAGGUGUUUUCGAUCAUUUGGAGAAAGCUCUCCAUAAAUUUGAUGAUGGUCCCUUCUUUCUUGGCCAAUUCAGUCUGGUGGAUAUCGCUUACAUUCCAUUUAUCGAAAGGUUCCAGGUCUACUUACAAGAGGUGUUUAACUAUGACAUCACUUCAGGCCAUCCUAAAUUGACAGCAUGGAUUGAGGAAUUGAACAAGCUUGAGGCCUACAAACCAACAAAAGGUGACCCCGAAAAGUAUAUUUCAGCUUACAAGGCGCGUUUCACGCAGGUUCAAAAGUGAAAGAAAACGAGACAUUCACAAUCAUGACUUCACUUCAACUUAUGGGAGGUUCCUUUUUAGUGGGAAAUAAAAUGGUUCUACUUGUUUACUUAUUAUACUGAAAUAAUGCAGUAGAAACAGCAAUGUGAGUUCUGGUCAGAUUUGUAAAACAAAAAAUUGGAGUAAUUUGGAGUUGUUUAUUCAAUAAUAUGGUGUUUUCAUCUGAAAUGGUGUUCUUUUGUGGUGAAAAAGAUUGAUUUUCUGCA
This is a messenger RNA of Impatiens glandulifera, 1167 nucleotides long. RefSeq names its product glutathione S-transferase L3-like. NCBI's taxonomy places the organism in Eukaryota, Viridiplantae, Streptophyta, Magnoliopsida, Ericales, Balsaminaceae. The record is from RefSeq and is a predicted model, not a curated record. The transcript is spliced from 9 exons. Gene Ontology annotation, molecular function: glutathione transferase activity. The coding region runs from base 206 to 922 and encodes 238 amino acids.